Molecule: messenger RNA, 567 nt
Organism: Chlorella variabilis
Lineage: Eukaryota; Viridiplantae; Chlorophyta; Trebouxiophyceae; Chlorellales; Chlorellaceae
Exons: 3
Source: RefSeq, a predicted model, not a curated record
CUCCCAGUGCAGCAGUUGAACAACACCUACUACCUAGUGCGUGCUGGGCAGUCGGUGGCGGAGUCUGAGGGCUACAUCUUGACCAACCCUGUGUCGAAAACCAGCCUGACCUGCGGUCUCAGCCGGGAAGGCAAGCAGCAGGUGCUGCAAACCUACCGACAAUUGCGGGAGCUCGGGCUGGACGAGGCGUGCUGGCUGUGGCCCAGCAUCACGCAGAACGCGUACCAGACGGCAGAGAUCCUGGCGUCCUUGCUGUAUGUGGGCAGGAGCCGGAUUGUCCCAGAGUUCUCCUUCCUGGAUGCCCGUGGAGUGGGCGAGUGGGAGCGCUUUCCAACGGGCGAGGUGGCUGCGGCGCUGGAGGUCGGCGAUGCGCUGGCGCCGACCUGGCGACCCGCGCCCAACGUGGAUGGCACCGUGCACGAGAGCUCCGCCGAUGUGCUGGUCCGGGUGCGGCAGCUGCUCAGCAUUCUGGAGACGGAAUACAUCGGGGAGUCGGUGGUCAUUGUCUCCCCAGACUCUGACAACCUCUCCGUCCUUCAAGCGGCUUGCCUGGGCGUGGACCUGCGG